This is a messenger RNA of Tricharina praecox, 1921 nucleotides long. Its product is annotated as glycoside hydrolase. Gene Ontology annotation, molecular function: calcium ion binding; mannosyl-oligosaccharide 1,2-alpha-mannosidase activity. The coding region runs from base 261 to 1778 and encodes 505 amino acids. Lineage: Eukaryota; Fungi; Ascomycota; Pezizomycetes; Pezizales; Pyronemataceae. The transcript is spliced from 4 exons. Gene Ontology annotation, biological process: carbohydrate metabolic process; N-glycan processing. Gene Ontology annotation, cellular component: Golgi membrane; endoplasmic reticulum. The record is from RefSeq and is a predicted model, not a curated record.
GGGGGGGGGGGAUGUGGAGUCUGAAGAUCACGAAGCUCUGCUCUAGAUCAACAUCUACAUAUAAGUAGCCCGCGCCCGAAAGCUUGAGGUUAAGAAGGAAGUCGAAGUUAACGGGGAUAGAUAUAUCCCAGCGGUCUUUUUGUCGCGAGCUCGUCCAUCCCUUCCCUUCCCUUCCCAUCCCUUCCAAUUUUCCUCUCAUCACCCAUUCACCCAUUCACCAAUUCACUAUUCAUUCUUAGCUACAAGCCAAUCAGCCAGUCAUGCGUUUCUGGAAUAUCCUCGCCAUUGCUACCUGCGUGGUGGCCGCCACAAUCCCGCCUCGUCAGAGCACAAACUCCACCGUGGGGAAUGCGGGCAUCACCAGUGACUUCGACCGCGCUGCUGCCAUCAAGGAGGCGUUCGUCCACUCGUGGGAGGGGUAUAAGAAAUAUGCGUGGGGGUAUGAUGAGCUGCUGUCGGUUAGCAACCGUGGAGGGAAUUCAAGAAAUGGCUGGGGCGCCUCCAUUGCUGAUGCCCUGAGCACGGCGUGUCUCAUGGAGCUCAGCGAGGUCGUCGUCGAGGCGAUUGGGUUCCUUGCCGAGGUGGACUUCAACACUACCGCUACGGAAGUGAGCUUGUUUGAAACUACCAUCCGGUAUCUAGGCGGCCUGUUGUCCGGGUACGAUCUCUUGAAGGGACCGUAUGCCCAUCUCGUGCCAGAGGACAAAGCCUACCUCGUGGACCGGCUGCUCACGCAAGCCGUGUCGCUAGCAGACCGCAUGUCCUUCGCCUUCGACACGCCUACGGGGAUCCCGUACAACAACCUCGACUUCGCGACCAACAGUUCGCGGGACAGCAGCAACGGCCUUGCCACGACCGGCACUUUAGUGCUAGAAUGGACACGCCUGUCCGACCUCACCGGCAACCCCAAAUACGCGCGCCUUUCGCAGCGGGCGCAAGACUACCUCCUGAACCCACUGCCAGACGCGGGACAGCCGUUCGCCGGCAUGCUGGGAACGAACAUCGACAUCGCGUCUGGGCGGUUCCUCGACUCGUCGGGCGGCUGGUCCGGCGGCACCGACAGCUUCUACGAGUACCUUUUGAAGAUGUGGAUCUACAGCCCCUCUCGCUUCGGCUCGUACGCCUCGCGGUGGCUGCUCGCCGCCGACAGCACCGUGGAGCACCUGCUGCAGCGCCCACGGCGCGACACCACCUUCGUCGCCGAGUACCGCGACGCCGCCACCCUCGUGCCCGAGGAGGGGCAUCUCACGUGUUUCAUCGGUGGCAACCUGGCGCUGGGCGGCGCGCUGCUGUCGAGUGCGAAGAUCCGGGACGCGGGACUGGAGCUGACGCGCGGGUGCCGCGCCACCUAUGCCUCCACCGCCUCGGGAAUCGGGCCGGAGCGCUGGGCGUGGAGCAGCCCCGCCCCGGUGGAGCACCAGGCGUUUUUUGCCGCUAAUGGAUGGUACCCCACGGGUACGGCGUACCAUCUGCGACCCGAGGUCGUCGAGAGCUAUUACCACGCCCUGCUCCUUACCGGCGAUCAGAAGUAUAAGCGCUGGGCGUGGGAUGCGUUCGUCGCUAUCAAUGAUGCGUGCAGGACUGACAGCGGGUACUCUAGCGUUGAGGACGUCAUGCUCCCAUUGGGCGGCGAGAAGACGGAUUUCCAGGAGAGCUUUUGGUUCGCUGAGGUGCUGAAGUACCUCUACCUCGUGUUUGACGACAGCGAGGUCAGUGUGCAGGGCGGUAGUGGGUGGGUGUUCAAUACCGAGGCGCAUCCUCUCAGGGUUACUGAGUAGAUGGGAAUACGGAGGGAUGGAUGGCGGCGGUGUAUGUGUACGUAUCUGUAGGUGUAUGUGUCAUUGUGUCAUUUGUACCCGAUAGAGCAACGGUUGGGUGUAAGAGUAGCUAGAAAUGUAAUGUUUAUUUUGGAAAUGUAACG